Messenger RNA from Cyphellophora attinorum, 756 nucleotides. Its product is annotated as Superoxide dismutase 1 copper chaperone. The transcript has 2 exons. Gene Ontology annotation, molecular function: copper ion binding; superoxide dismutase copper chaperone activity. Gene Ontology annotation, cellular component: cytoplasm. The coding region runs from base 1 to 756 and encodes 251 amino acids. NCBI's taxonomy places the organism in Eukaryota, Fungi, Ascomycota, Eurotiomycetes, Chaetothyriales, Cyphellophoraceae. The record is from RefSeq and is a predicted model, not a curated record. Gene Ontology annotation, biological process: removal of superoxide radicals.
AUGGGUAGUAUAGGCGUGGAGUCCUUUCAGACAACAUUCGCAGUGCCAUUACAUUGCGACAGCUGCGUGGAAUCAGUCACCAAAGUGCUGAACGAGGUGGAUGGCGUGCACAAGAUCGAGGCUGCACUGAAGGAUCAGACCGUCUUGGUAGAAGGGACAGCGCCUCCUUCCGCAGUCGUUGCUGCUAUCGAGUCCACUGGCCGCGAUGCCAUCCUACGAGGCAGCGGCAAAUCCAAUGGCGCAGGCGUGUGCAUACUCGAGACGCAUGCUCCAGCAAUCAGAGACCCCGUAAGAGGCCUGGCGCGAAUGGUACAAGUGGGCGAGAACAAGACAUUGGUCGAUCUGACAUUGAAGGGCGUUUCGUCUGGAACGUAUUAUGCCACAGUGCGGGAAACUGGUGAUAUCUCCCAAGGUGCGGCCUCAACGGGCGGGGUGUGGGAGGCCAUCAAGAGGGCAGUCGGCUUCGAGAGCGAGCAAGAGCCUGCACGUGGUAUGUUUGGGACGAUAACGGUCGGAAAGGAUGGGAGAGGGAGCACAUUUCUCGACCGACCAGUCGCGAUUUGGGAGCUGAUUGGCCGAGGCAUGGUGGUGUCCAAGAGUGCGCAUGCUGGUCUUCAGAAGAACGAUCCCGAUACAUUGGUCGGUGUCAUUGCAAGGAGUGCCGGCGUGUGGGACAACGAUAAGGUGGUUUGUUCGUGUUCAGGUAAAACGGUAUGGCAGGAGCGGAAAGAGCAACAAGCCCAGGGUAUGCUGUAA